Molecule: messenger RNA, 587 nt
Organism: Aureobasidium subglaciale EXF-2481
Lineage: Eukaryota; Fungi; Ascomycota; Dothideomycetes; Dothideales; Saccotheciaceae
Exons: 3
Coding region: 26-271 (81 amino acids)
Source: RefSeq, a predicted model, not a curated record
CCUCUUACCACCCACAUCCGACAAAAUGGCACCCGCAGCAACCGGAGCCAAGAAGCAGAAGAAGAAGUGGUCCAAGGGCAAGGGUACGCACGCCUCCUCUCCAAUCCAUGCGCAUCGCGAAUACACAGCAAACAACCAUCGAUACCACAUUUCACCCAUCACUAAAAUCCAUCGCAUAUCGAAGCGGCUUAUUUCCACAUCUUCAAAUUCACGAUCCGCACUUCCCGAACGCCGCGCUCUAUUGCAUCAAAGGAAGGAACAGUUUCGCUGACAUGAUGCGCACACAGUCAAGGACAAGGCCCAACACGCCGUCAUCCUCGACAAGGCCACUUCGGACCGUCUCCAGAAGGAGGUUCAGUCCUACCGCCUCGUCACUGUCGCCACCCUUGUCGACAGACUGAAGAUCAACGGUUCUCUCGCUCGUCGUUCGCUCGCCGACCUCGAGGAGCAGGGCCAGAUCAAGAAGGUCGUCAGCCACUCCAAGUGCCUCGUCUACACCCGCGCUGUUGGCGGCACCGACUAAAUUCGAUCAUGACGACUCACGCAUUUGUCCGGAUGGAUUGAGGUCAUUUUUUGACGACGACAAC